Cicer arietinum (chickpea) is the source of this 2323-nucleotide messenger RNA. Its product is annotated as LEAF RUST 10 DISEASE-RESISTANCE proteinUS RECEPTOR-LIKE PROTEIN KINASE-like 2.1. Gene Ontology annotation, biological process: protein phosphorylation. NCBI's taxonomy places the organism in Eukaryota, Viridiplantae, Streptophyta, Magnoliopsida, Fabales, Fabaceae. Gene Ontology annotation, molecular function: protein kinase activity; polysaccharide binding; ATP binding. The record is from RefSeq and is a predicted model, not a curated record.
CCAUGUAUAAAUCCCUUUAAAACUACUUUGGCACCAAAAUUAGCCUCUUGAGUGAAAAUGGUUUCAUUCUCUUUUGAGGGAAGAAGAGCCAAACAUUGCUACGCAAGAUGUGGGAUAAUGUUGCUUUACUUUUUUCUACUUCCACACAAAACUUAUCCUAAUCAUGAUUCCCAGCCUUGUUUUUCUUCGUGCGGAAAAAUUUCCAACAUAACUCAUCCAUUUCGACUAAAAGACGACCCAGAACACUGUGGCGACAAUAGGUACGAGUUGGAUUGCGUGAAGAACGUUACUGUAUUGAAUUUGGAUGAUGGUGAUUUUUUGGUACAGUCAAUCAAUUACAACAAUUACACAAUCCGAGUUGUUGAUUCCAACAUUCAACCCACUAAUUGUUCCUCUCUCCCUCGCUUCUUCUUAUACUCGUACAAUUUCAGUUAUAAUGUUCCAUACCAGUACGGUAUGACUCGAUGGAAUUUCUCCGAUGACUACAUGAUGGAUAUUGAUUUAUCUAGGCCUGUAAUUUACAUGAAUUGUGCAAGUCCACCAAGUAACGUUACUGAUGGGUAUUAUACGGAUACCGCUUCCUGCGUCGAUCAACGCACGUACGUUAUUGUUGGGAACCCACAAUUGAGAAUAUUUAAAUCUCAAUGCCGUGUUAAGCUAGUUACCCUCACAUCCUUCUGGGCUCCGGUGGGAUCUUAUUCCGAAGAUAUUAUAGGUAAUGUUUCAUACAUUGAUAUUCACAAGGGGCUAACCUAUGGAUUUGAAAUUUCCUGGAUGCAAGCCUAUUGUCCUUGUGAUUAUGGUUGCUACUUCAUGUACCCCGCUGGCGGCAUUAAGAGUUCAUGUGGAUAUUGGGUAGACAUGGCCAGAAAUUUUCUCGAUUAUAUCGGUGGCAUUUAUGAAGGAUUUCGAAUGCUGAUAGGCACGAAUACGGGGGAAUUUAUAACAUAUCCUUAUAUCAGUUUUUGGAAUGUUGGAAUGUUUACAGGAAGGUAUGUUCUGCCAUACCUUGCAAUUAGAAAUAUGUUGGGCAUUAUACUUUUCUCUAUUAUGUUGAUCCAUAUAUAUCGAAGAAGACAUGCAUCAAUAUAUGAAAAAAUCGAAGAUUUUCUGCAAGGUAAUACUCUCAUGCCAAUAAGAUAUUCGUACAGAGAGAUAAAGCAGAUGACAAAAGGUUUUAAGGUAAAAUUGGGUGAAGGAGGAUAUGGAGAUGUGUAUAAAGGAAAGCUAAGAAGUGGGCCAUUUGUAGCCAUAAAGAUGUUGAAGAUAAAAUCAAAAGCUAAUGGACAAGAAUUCAUAAGUGAAGUUGCAACCAUAGGAAGAAUACACCAUUCAAAUGUGGUAAGACUCAUUGGGUUUUGUGUUGAAGGAUCUAAACGUGCUCUUGUCUAUGAAUACAUGUCCAAUAGGUCUCUUGAUCAAUAUAUUUUCAACAAAGAGGGAGUCAUAUCUUUAACUAACAAUCAGAUAUAUGAGAUAUCUCUUGGAGUGGCUCGUGGAAUUUCUUAUCUUCAUCAAGGUUGUGAUAUGCAAAUUUUGCAUUUUGAUAUUAAGCCUCAUAACAUUCUUCUUGAUGAAAAUUUUAUCCCUAAGAUUUCCGACUUUGGUCUUGCGAAGCUUUAUCCUAUUGACCAUAGCAUUGUAACUUUGACCGCAGCAAGAGGAACAAUUGGAUACAUGGCUCCUGAAUUAUUCUACCAAAAUAUUGGGGGAGUAUCGUACAAGGCCGAUGUAUAUAGCUUUGGAAUGCUUUUGAUUGAAAUGGCAAGUAGGAGAAGAAACUUGAAUACACAUGUAGAGCAUUCGAGUCAACUUUACUUUCCAUUUUGGAUUUAUGAUCAUUUGGCUAAAAGUAGGGAGAGAAAAAUGGAAGAUGUAAUCAUGGAGGAAAUUAAUGAUGUUUUGAAGAAAAUGUUUCUAGUUGCAUUUUGGUGUAUACAAUUGAGACCAAUUGAUCGUCCUUCAAUGAAUAAAGUAGUGGAGAUGCUUGAAGGUGAAAUUGAAAAUAUUGAAAUACCUCCAAAGCCUUUACUUUUUCCACAUGAAACGAUUCAAGAGAAUAUUGAUAUCAACUCAAACCAAAGUGUAUCAGAUAUAGGAUCUACCAGUUAUGUGGAGGAAAUUGUAACCAAUACUUUAUUAAAGUAUUGAGCUUAAUAAUAGUAAGUAAUUUACCUUAGAUUUGCACUGCUUUGUUGUAUUAUGGUAGAAUAUAUAUGUACUGUUUACUUUAUUUGUAAAAUAUGAAUUUGUUACUAUUAAACAUAGCAAAUAAGAAGGAUGAUGCAUAACUAUAUUUCCGGUACUGUCACAGAUUCAGUUA